Messenger RNA from Daphnia pulicaria, 6190 nucleotides. RefSeq names its product protein MLP1-like. The record is from RefSeq and is a predicted model, not a curated record. The coding region runs from base 968 to 5863 and encodes 1631 amino acids. The transcript has 19 exons. Lineage: Eukaryota; Metazoa; Arthropoda; Branchiopoda; Diplostraca; Daphniidae. Gene Ontology annotation, molecular function: microtubule binding; kinase binding.
GAAAAUUUUUCCGAGUCCGACACUCUAUUAUUUCCAAAAAAGAUAAAUACUUUGAACGUGAAAAAAAGAUAGCCGGUCGUGCUGAUCGGGUUUAAACGUGGGAAAUUAUCGGUAUUCUCUCGUCCGUUGAUAUUUUUCCAUGUACAAAUAACCAAAACCUCUUAUUUUCUUUCUUCCAAUUUCCGUACAGUGAACUGUUGCGGUUUGAGAAACUAAAAGGUUCAUUGUUUAUAUACUCAUUUUGGCUAUACGUCGUCUAGUCCGGCGAUGAUCUUUUUUCUCCGGCUAAGAAUUCCCCAAACAUAAAAGUCUUGGCUAGUUAUCUGCUUGACUGUCCUUGUCUCUCUCUUCUCUUCUCUGGCCUAGCGCACUCCCAGGUGUGUGUGUGUGUGUGUGCGCGCUAGUUGGUGCUGCCCAGUGAGUGGAUCGAAAGGUGCCGGCAGCGCCAGUCCACAACAGCAGACUUGUAUAUUCUCUUUUACACUUGGUUCGUCUCAGCCGGUCGACUCGGUAGCCUUGUUAUUUCUCUCUCUCUCUCCGUGUUGUGUACGUGUGUGUGUGAGUACUCUGGUAAAAUAGUACGUUGUGUUUUCUUUUGACGUUAUAUUACACGCACGUUGAGCAUACAGCAAACACUCGAUUCGUUACGCUGGCAAGUAUGUACUACUACCCAGUUGGUGGCGUGUUGUUGUGUGGACUUUGACUGGAAUCGACGACCUCGAUGGCCCCCACCAUCACAAGAGAAACCGAUGGGAAAAGUGUCGUACAUCAUUUUGUGAAACUGCUGUUAAAUCCCUUCUAAACUGCGUAUUUCCUUGCCUUGACUUGACUUUUGUUGUUGUGUGUCGGCUGUUUGUUGCUGCCGGGCUCUGGUGACAUUCCAACUGGAUAUCGACCCGACUUUUGUCCCGUCAUCCGAAUAAUUCAAUAAGACCCUGGAGUGAGAACGAGUUCGUUUACACGGAAGAUGAUGAUGGCCUCAGAGCCGGCCAACGGUAAUAGCAUGCCGUCGGUCAUCCUGGGGUCGUCCUCGGUGGUGGGAACCAGUUCGGCCGCCUCGUCCAUGUCGAGCCUGACGCUCCGUGACCAGCAGCACCACGUCGAAGGAGCCAAGGAGCGCAAAGAGCGACAGAUGCGUCGCUUGGCCGCCGAAAUGGACGACCAACGAUCAAAAUUUGAACGCGACAAGGCGGAAGCGCUGAGCCAUCAAAAGGAGGCCAUGAACCGCGCCUUUCGCGUCCAGCUGGCCAAAUUGCUCAAAGAGAAGGAGGAGCUGCAGCGAAAAUGUCAGACGCUGCAGUCCAAGGAGCCGAACGGAAAAAUCACCGGCAACGGCCUCGCUAAUGCAGCGGCCGCCUCGAGCCAAGCGGCCGCCGCUGAAAUGCUGAAAUUAAUUCACGAAAAUUCCAUCCUGCGCAUCGACAAGAAGAAACAGGAGGAACAACUGCAGCUGAUGAGGGAAAGUGAGCAGCACCGGUUCGAGAAUAUGCGCAGUCUACUUGAUGACAAGGCUCGUGAGUUGAUCACGUUCCAGAAGCAGUUGCGGCAACAGAUCGCCCGUUUGCGUGAGGAAUCCCGGACCAAAGAUCGUGUCAUUUCUCACCUGGAAUCGGAGCUGCGCGUUCAAACCGGACGGGCCCAGCAAUUCCGCGACAUCCUCGAGCAGUCACUCCUCACGGCCGCCAGCCGUGGCAGCCUUUCCGGUCAACAACACAACCACAAUGAGCGCGACGAACUGAUUGCCCGCGAACGCAAACUCCAAGUCCUGGUGGAUGAUCUUCGGGAGACGAUGCGGCAUCAGCAAGACACCUUCGCUCACGAGAAAAAAGAACUGCUCCGCCGGUUAAGUGAGACGGAACGCCAGCAAGGUUCAUUGCGCCAGAAGAACAAACAGGUCCUGACCCGCAACGUCCAGUUGGCUGUCAAGAGCCAAGAAUUAGCCGAAACAGUCAAGAACCUCCAGCAACAGCCGCCGGCCGGUGGAAAUAUGUCGACGGCAGCACCCGACACAACCAAUUUGAAGAGAAGUUUGACGAGACCCAACGUUAAUCAACUAGGCUCGCCAUCCAAGAAUGACAAGCAGCGGCGAAUGGAGUACGUCCAACAAAUCCAGAAAUUGCGCAAAGAGCAACGCUACUACUCCAUGUGGGAACUGCCGCCAUUGCUCGAAGUCGACACGGACGGCCUGGGCUCUGAUGGCAAUGCCGACUCGGACGGUUCCUUGUCUCCGGCCGCUACCUCGGGCGUUACGUCCUGUUCUUCCGACUCGGCCUGGAGCGAGGACACGCGACGGGAAUUGGAAGUGUUGUUCUCACAGCUGUCGCGGGAGCAUUCCGAUUUGCAGCGCAACUACCAACUGCUCCACGAGAAGUUGCGCCAGCUGACGUGCUUUUCCGACGCCGACGCGGCCAACGUCAACUACGCCACCUUGCAGGCCGACUACAACGCGGCCAGAGCCCGAAUCCGCGACCUGGAGGAGAUCCUGCAGCUGAAAAACAAUCGCGAACGAGAGGCCAGUGACGGAGCCAACGCCGGACGCCCGACGGUCGUUCCUUCUCUGCUGGAAAUCCAGGCCAAAUUCGUUCGCGAGAAGCACAUCCAGCAAACGCAGAUGGCCAUCCUGGUCAAACGUCUCGAGGAGGCCAAAGACAGGCACCAAUCUGUCCAGGCGGAGCUGAACGAAGCGCGAGAUCAGAACGAGUUGCUCGAGUUCCGCAUUCUCGAAUUGGAAGAGAUCCAAGAAAGGGCGCCGUCACAGUGCUCGACCGAUCAGCGCGACCGUAAGGAUGUCUGCACCGACACGGAUUCGGAUGACGUAUCGGUCGGAGAUUCGGGCAUUACUUCGCUGGCUUCACUCAUGGUCGAAUGUCCGUCACCAGUCUUGCCCAGAAGCCCGUGCAGCAGCGGAUCGUCACUGGACUCUGACUACCUGGGCGAAAAGAUCUCGUCGGUCAAAGCAGAACUGCAAUUGAUGGUCUCCUCGCUAAAUGAUCCGUCUCAGAAAACCGUGCUGGCCCAGCUUCAGGCGCUGUUGGGCGUCUGCCAGUCUCGACUGGCCCACAAGAGUCCCGUCGCCAGUGAGACUUCCAACUGGGACUGGCAGCUGCAGGAGAGUGGCAUCUUUGAAGAGGACCACCACCAUUCCACCGAUGGAUCCACUCAGACGGACGCCGUCGAGUUCGAUGGACACAAUGGCGAUGUCAGCAUCCGGGUGACGGUCCCGUUGCCUCUUUGCGGACGAGUGACCGAAGACAAGGAAGUUCAAAUGUCUCCCGCCGAGUUGGAAGAUAAAUCCGUGCAAACAAUGACGGAUGUCCAGGAUUUUGCGGUCCAAACUGAUUUGAUUGUCUGUCAUUCCGCCGGCGCAGAAGAAAAGUCCUAUCGAGAUCAGGGCGUUCAGUUCUACGAGGAACGGCCCAUGUUCGCGGAAGAAGAUUCCCAGACGGAUGGGCAGGUGAUGACCCUGGAGGAAUUCCGCGACGUUGAGAGCUACUACGUCCAGCAGAUUGAAAUCCUGCAGAAGGAGAAGGCCAGCCAUCGCAAAAAGUUCCAGGCCAGUCGGGACGAAACGACCAAGUCGGUGCAGCAGCUGGAACUGUUGGGCCGCCAGUUUCAAGAGCGCGAGCGGCAAUUCGAAGAGAUUUUGCAGAAGAACUGCCGCGCAUUCGAGCGGGAACUCGAAACGGCCCGCGAACUCAACAACAACGAGCUCUCCACGCUCAAGGAAUGUCUCCAGCUGGUCUGGCACGAAGUCAAAGACUACGCCAAUGUGACGGACAUGCCCAAAACGUCGGUCAUGGAGUUCACUCAGGCGCUGAUCAGUUCGCUUCACGGAAUUUGCAACGAGCUGGGCCAACUGAGAGUCCGUGUAGUCGAUCUCGCCGAUAUGGAGCAAGCCUUCCAGACGACGUUGCGACAGGCAGACGGGCUCGUCCAUCACAUGGAAGAGAAGCAUCUGCAGCGCAUCAGAGAGCUGGAACAUAUAGAACACGAACUUAGGAUCCAGUUGAAUCAUCCGACUGGAAGUCACCAAAGCUACGACAUGGAUGGAAGUCUCGAAAUCAAAAUACAAGAACUGGAGCAGGAAAAGGACGCUCUGUCGUUGCAGGUCGGCAAGUGCCAAGAAUUGGAAGACUAUUGCCAACGACUUCAUGGCCGGCUGGAAGAGUAUGAGCAACGUGAACGAAGCUUGCAUCAAGCCGUCCAAGAUACGGAACGCCGCUUUUCCACCAGAGAGCAAAGAUAUCGCGAAGAAAUUCAGUUGAUGAAAACAGAGCUGGACAAGUGUCGCGAAAAUGAAGCGACCUGGCGUCAACGACUGGAGCAGAGGGACAGUCAACUGGGCCUCAUGAGGAACGAACUGGAGGCCGAACAAAAGACCAUCGCCAGUUUAGAGUUAGAAGUCAAGGAGUUGCAAUCCAAAUUAGAUAAGGACGACACCUCCUUCAGAAACGAGGUGACCAAGUUGCGUUCGCAGCUCACUACCUCUCUGGCGCAGCUGAACGAGCUCGAGUCACUUAACUGCCAACUUCGCGAGAAAAUCGUCGAAUACCAGAACACGAUUUACUCUCUGCAGAGGAGCCUAGACGAGAAGAGUUGCCAAAAUGGGAAUCUAAUGGCAGAAAAUAACCGACUGGCCCAGGCUCAGAUGGAAAUUAUGAGCAUGUCUAUGGUCGCCAUGGCCAAACCGCUGACUGAAGAGCUGCUAGAAAUCGAGUCGGAUGAAGGCUGCAUGUCACCCGAACCUGUCGCCGCCACAAGCGAAACCGCUGCUACGCUGGACGACUUUCAAGAAAUUUCAUUGCCCACGACGCCGACCGUUGUGGACGGCUGCAACAACGUCUUUGAGGAACAUUUCAAAGUACUCGAGUCGUUGGAGAGUUACCUGGAAACGCAGCAUCUGACUGGAGCGACGGCCGAAGAUAACGACGAGUCGGGAAUUUCCACAUCACCUUCGAUUCACGAGAACGAGAAUUUUGCGCUGUUGGAAGCUCAGUUGUCGCAGCUUCGAACCGAGAAGCACUUUUUGCUCAAUUCGGUUGUCAACAGUCAGAAGAAAGAUGAGGUCAUUCAAAUCUUGGUCGACCAACUCAAAUACAACGCGCCCCGUCAAUACCUGAUUGAAACGGCGGCGCAUAUCCGCAAGAUCGCCACUAAUGGCGACUACGACGCGAACCAACAUCGCACGCAUGACAAAGAUAUCGAUCGCGUUUGCUCCAUGCUGGAAGCCCCGAUUGAUCUGACCGACCUAACGACUGAGGGUUGUAGCCUCAUAUCACAACAGCCCUCGGCGUCUCCUAACUGCAAUUAUGAUGUCGUCAUCCCCCACAAUAAAGUAGUCCGCCGCCAGACAACUGUAACCGUUCUGCCCGAGGAGGAUCCGCUUCUUUCCCCACCCUCCGAUCUUAAAAUUACACGCAAGGUCGGCAAUGAUGGACUUGUGAUAGCCUGGUUACCUUCACCAGACUCUGAAUGCGUCGGAUACCUGAUCUGCGUAAACGGCCAAGAAGCUCAUCGUGGGCGAAACGCCCAGAGGACGAAAGCAGUGUUGAGCGGAUUGGACUUGCAUAGCGAGAUGGAUAUUUGUAUUUAUUCGUUGUCCGUCGACGGGCUCGUUUCCAGCCCCACAACUACUGUCUACUUGCCCGACGAGCGACUGGCUGUUGGCGCUCAUCAAGGACAUGCCGGCGACUCGGAAUCGGCUGAGCCGACCCAGGCCGUCGUCGAGGUGAGCAGUCCGCGCGAGGUGGUCGUUCAGACAUUUUAUACCAACUCAUCCGUUACCGUCAGGUCAUCGCGCAGGGUUAUCGCUCCUGCUGCCCACGUAUCCCGCUUACCACACCGGCCGACCUGCGUGCCUUGAUGGAAUGAUUGUCGCUUCACUUCUCCAUUUAUAAUUCUCACAUUAUUUGUUUUACUUUCGCGUUUGUUAAAAAAAAAUUUUAUCGCAAUAUUUGACGUAUAACAUGAAGUCUGAAGCUCUCUAUUUCAAAAAUAUCACCACAAACAGUAAGUAGUUUAAUAACGUUUUGAUGACAUAACUCAUGAGGUUUGAUGAUGAAUUCGUAAUUGUAUGACGCAAAAGAAAAAUGACUUACACGAAGUAAUAAAUUGUAAUUCGAUCGCCAGUCUCCAUAACUGUUGUUCUGUAACAUCUUAUGAAAAUAAAACAUAUGUAGAAGAUGAAAAA